This is a messenger RNA of Anolis sagrei ordinatus, 878 nucleotides long. RefSeq names its product mitochondrial ribosomal protein L18 (gene MRPL18). Gene Ontology annotation, biological process: translation. Gene Ontology annotation, cellular component: mitochondrion; ribosome. The record is from RefSeq and is a predicted model, not a curated record. Gene Ontology annotation, molecular function: 5S rRNA binding; structural constituent of ribosome. Lineage: Eukaryota; Metazoa; Chordata; Lepidosauria; Squamata; Anolidae.
UAGGGCUUGAGUAGAUUUCCCGGUUUGUGGACUCCAUCUCCCAGAAUUCCUGAUCGCUGCCGACAGUGUUUAGGACUUUCGGGAGUUGAAGUCCACUGGUUGUAUCCAACGGAGACAUCGAGCUGCGAGAGGGAAGCAGGCCUUUCCCUGAGUCAAGAUGGCGCUCUCUCCGGUUUACUAGCUAUCAUGCCAGGCGUGAUGGCUCUGCGGAAAGCGACGUUGCUGGCGAGGAUCACGGCCAGGGGACUGCGCGAAGCGGAGCCAGGGUUUAGAUGUAUUUCUGCUAUUCCCAGUUCCACACCUUCUGCUGAGGAUGAAGUGGAUACAAGAGAAAAUGAGAUUGUAAACCCUGACUUCACUAACCGGAACCCACGUAACCUGGAACGCUUGGCUCUGGCAAGGAAGGAACGGGGCUGGAGAACCACAUGGCCCAAACGAGACUAUUGGCAUAGGUUGCGACUUGUGCGAUCACAGAAGCACGUGGAGGCCUACGUUGAGCAUUGCAGUGGCCACAUUGUCGUCUCCGCGUCCACCCGAGAGUGGGCCAUCAAGAAACACCUUCACAGUACAUCCAACAUGGCAGCAUGUGAGAAUGUGGGACGAGUACUAGCACAACGCUGUCUUGAAGCAGGAAUCGGCUUAGUGGACUUUCGUGCUAUAAUUCCAUGGGAAAGGCGUAGCGAAACGGUCAAACAAUUUGAAAAUGCUAUGACAGAAGGUGGUGUUACUUUGACAGAGGUACGAAGAAUAUAUGGAUAAACUGAAGAUUCACAAGAAGACACUGAGAAAUACUGUUCCAAAGUCUGUUCUUUCAGGAGAAAUAACUGUAGUUUAAUAAUACUGAACCAUGUGUUGAUAAAUAAAAAUAUAAAGAUGGA